Molecule: messenger RNA, 1551 nt
Organism: Sparassis crispa
Lineage: Eukaryota; Fungi; Basidiomycota; Agaricomycetes; Polyporales; Sparassidaceae
Product: Laccase-5
Exons: 13
Coding region: 1-1551 (516 amino acids)
Molecular function (GO): oxidoreductase activity; copper ion binding
Source: RefSeq, a predicted model, not a curated record
AUGUCUCUCGGAAUAUUGACAGUGUAUCUCGCUUCUAUCUUCAUGGCGAUCAGUUUUGCUGCCAGUGCGCUGGGUCGUAUUGGUCCGAAAGCCGAUUUGCCCAUCGUGAACGCUGUAGUGGCUCCCGACGGUAUUAGUCGGGAGGCCGUUCUUGCAGGAAGCACAUUUCCUGGACCAACGAUAACAGGAAACAAGGGCGACAAAUUUCUGAUUAACGUCAUGAAUAGGCUUACUAACGAGACGAUGUUGAAGACCACUUCAGUUCAUUGGCACGGAAUACAUCAACACAGUACCAGUUAUGCAGAUGGCACUGCGUUUGUCACUCAGUGCCCUAUUGCUUCAGGUGCCUCGUUCCUGUACAAUUUCACGGUACCAGAUCAGGCCGGCACCUUCUGGUACCACAGCCAUCUGGCGACACAAUACUGCGAUGGGCUAAGGGGUGCUUUCAUUGUAUAUGAUCUGAAUGAUCCUCACAGACAUCUAUACGAUGUUGACAACGAUAGCACCAUUAUCACACUCGCGGAUUGGUACAAUGAAGCCGCUGCAUUCCAACCGUUGAAACCAAUCCCAGAUGCUGCUCUGAUCAAUGGUCUGAUGCCCAACAAUUCCAGUAACACUCCUGCAGCCGUGAUUGUGGUUACUCACGGUUUGCGUUACCGUUUCCGCCUGAUCUCCAUGUCCUGCAGUCCGAAUUUUGUCUUCUCCAUUGAUGGACAUAAUAUGACCGUGAUAGAAGCGGACGGUGAGAAUACUGAGCCCUUGAACGUCGACAGCAUCCAGAUCUAUGCCGCUCAGCGCCAUUCCUUUGUGCUCGAUGAUAACCGACCAAUCGGGAAUUACUGGAUCCGCUCAGUUGCAAGCGCUGGUCGCAAUGGAUCCGCGAUACUCCGUUAUAUAGGUGCCCCCGAUGUCAAUCCUAACACGGUCUCCGAGCCGUCUCUGAAUCCCUUGGUGGAGUCGAAUCUUCAUGCGCUCACGAAUCCAAGAGCGCCCGGUGCGCCCACUAUAGACGGCGCGGAUGUUGUGAUCAAUCUCAACUUCACUGCGAACGCAACAAAUUACUUUGUUAAUGGUGUAGCUUUUGUUCCUCCAAUGGUUCCCGUCCUUCUUCAGAUCCUGAGUGGAUCGUAUUCUGCGCAAAAACUUCUCCCGCCCGGCAGCGUAUAUGCUCUUCCUCGGAACAAGACCGUGCAAAUCACAAUGCCGGGUGGCGUUACCGGCGGUGAUCAUCCACUGCAUCUGCAUGGUCACUCGUUCUCAGUUAUACGCAGUGCCGAUAGUGAUUCUAUCAAUUACGUGAAUCCCGUCCGACGUGAUACAGUUAGGAUCGGCGAGCAAGGUGACAAUGUCACCAUCCGCUUCGAUACAAAUAACCCGGGCCCAUGGUUCCUGCACUGUGAUAUCGACUGGCAUCUCAAGCUCGGCUUUGCCGUAGUCAUGGCUGAGGACACCGGAGAUACUCCAAAUAUCGACGCACCUCCUCGUAAGCAUCCUCCCGCUUGGUCUCGACUCUGUCCGAUCUAUGAUGCAUUACCGACCUCGAAUCACUGA